Emericellopsis cladophorae is the source of this 402-nucleotide messenger RNA. Its product is annotated as U6 snRNA-associated Sm-like protein LSm4. The transcript is spliced from 6 exons. Gene Ontology annotation, cellular component: spliceosomal tri-snRNP complex; U6 snRNP; P-body. The record is from RefSeq and is a predicted model, not a curated record. Gene Ontology annotation, biological process: spliceosomal snRNP assembly; P-body assembly; nuclear-transcribed mRNA catabolic process. NCBI's taxonomy places the organism in Eukaryota, Fungi, Ascomycota, Sordariomycetes, Hypocreales, Bionectriaceae. The coding region runs from base 1 to 402 and encodes 133 amino acids. Gene Ontology annotation, molecular function: U6 snRNA binding.
AUGUUACCCCUCGGUCUACUCAACGCAGCCCAAGGGCACCCGAUGCUCGUGGAGCUGAAGAAUGGCGAGACACUGAACGGUCACCUCGUGAACUGCGACAACUGGAUGAAUCUGACUCUCAAAGAAGUCGUGCAAACAAGUCCCGAAGGCGACAAGUUUGUGCGGUUACCAGAAGUCUACGUCAAAGGCAAUAAUAUCAAAUACCUUCGGGUGCCCGACGAAAUUGUCGACAUUGUGAGCGAACAACAGAAGAACCAAUCCGGCGGUUUCCGAGGCGGCAGGGGAGGCGAGGUGGACGUGGUCGUGGUGGCGGCCGUGGGCGAGGACGAGGCGGCAGAGGGCAAUGAGCGACAUCAGAUGCUUGUGAACCAGUGCAUCGCCUUCUGUCCUCAACACAUCUAG